UACUACAAAGAACCAAAAAAUUUAAAUUUUUACAGUGUCAAUGACCUAUGGCGUGGAGCUCGACCUAAUAGAUUGCGGGGUUGACCGCACGCUGCACGUGCGGCAAGGCGACGUCGAGUUGACCGAGUACCCGUGGCUGGGGAUACUCUACUAUGUUAAUUAUGGCGACGUUGGUGAGAGCAGAGCGGUGACAACAGUGGCUCUCAUACAAGAGGAGUUCGUGAUAGCAGUCGCCGCGGACAUUGGGCCCAUGCCUAAAGAGAAUUUUAGAACUAAUUCGCGGGUGCUUCUGGGCGAGGACUGGUCGUCGGAUGGUCGCCGCGUCCGUAACUACCUCUUGCACCCUGAAUAUAGAGAGACGUACAAUACAGUUGCGCUGGUACAACUGCGAGAUCCUGUUAGGGACAAAGAUAUAAAACCGCUGUGUCCCCCGCCCGAUAUGCUGAGGAACCCGGAGUUUUACGUCGUCAAAUUCAAAGAUGAUUACAAUAAUCUACAGAAGGAAGUGCUCCCCGUAUGGCACGUGCCGGGCAGUUUGUGUAAGGAUUUCUACAUUACAGCCAAUCUGUACAGCCGGCGGAUGCGGCCGCCGCACGUUGCAUGUGCAGUGUGCGUGCAGGACGAGCGGCCCUGCGUGUGGGACGCGGGCGCCGCGCUCACCGCCCGCGACGCCUGGGGACGGUGGCAGCUGCUGGGGCUGGGCGUCCGCGGGCCUGGCUGCGGCGCCCCCUCCCGCUUCCUGGACAUGAUGAGCUACUACCCCUGGCUGGAGGCCAGCCUCAACAGGUUCCAGCGGCUCACCAUCUCCAAGGUGUCCCCGCAGAAGUACGUCUUGCGAUCGGACGGCGGCACGCACGUAGUGCAGCGUUUCGGCGACUGUGACCCGGAGGAGCAGCGGAACCUCGUGUACCGGGAGGCCAUCGUGCUCAGGACCGACAACAACCAGUACCAGUUCCUUACGUACAACAUGACGAUAUAUGAGAACAUCGAGUACACGUGCCUGACCUUAGAGCUGGUGAACGCGUCAGCCGUCUCCGAGAUGCGGGUGAAGCACUACUGCCCGCGGGAGAGCUACGGGCCCGCGUGCCACGCGUACAAAAGAUCCACUUUCGACAUAUCAGUAUACCUGAUGUUCUCGGACCGGUGCACCUUCGAGAUGGUGGCAUGGGGUUUCCAGAAGAACAUGACUCUCUUCGACAUCCAAGAGUGGAAGUGGGAGGAGGGCACCUAUUACGAGGACUUCUCCAUGACCCGCGUCGAGUACAGGGGACCCUCGUACAUGACUGAUUUCGGGUUCGAGCCGCUGGACGAGAAGAUGUGGGUGCCGGAGUACGAUAUUUGGACCACUACGGAAUAUGAUAACUCUACCAAGCCCACUACCACGCCGCUGCCGCCGAAAGAGGAGGGCGCAGGCGAGCCAGACCGGGAAGCAGGGAAAGCCGGGACUACGUCGAUACCUUUUAACGACACCUCCGACACCGACUCGGAAUUCAUAAUUGGUAUGAAUUGGUAAAAAUUCUGAGGUGACAGCAAGCAAAUAGAGGUGUAUAUAUCUGUCUGAAUGUACUUCUAUUAAGAAAAGUAUUUUAAAAGUGUAGUAUGUUGAAAAUUUAUAAUUUUAUUAGAAAAUAAAAGGGAAGAUCUAAAAAUAACAAAAAGACUUAUCAAUUUAAUCUUGAUUAUCUAUUAUACUAGAAAGAAAGAAAGAAAACAUUUAUUGCCAACGUGGCCACCACUCAGCAUGUGCUGCAGCAAUUUAAUUGCCACAGCACUGAUACACACGUACAUACACAUAUAUACAUACAUACACACAUACAUACAUACAUAUACACACUUAACAGUAAAGAUAUACCCAUAUAGAUACGUACAAUAAUAAUAUAAUAACAUAGUUGAAGGGUCUCCAUAUUAUACAAUGAAGCAGCAAUGUUAUGCAAUCACAAGGAGUUACAUGCUUUUUACGUACUACAGGUUGAUAUCUAGACUUACCACGAUUGUUGCCAUCGGAAAUCUAGUAAAAUAUAUGAUAAAAAUGGCAGUGUGGCUAUGGCUGGCUAUAUAAUACAUAGAAUAGGCUACCCCUUACUUUCCCGUGGGUGUCAUAAGAGGCAAUUAAGGGAGGGCGAGGGAUGGGCAGCAGCGUUCCUCUCAAAACAUCUCCAAAUCCCAACUGCCUUUGCCAAUCCGCCUGC
Molecule: messenger RNA, 2189 nt
Organism: Galleria mellonella (greater wax moth)
Lineage: Eukaryota; Metazoa; Arthropoda; Insecta; Lepidoptera; Pyralidae
Exons: 11
Coding region: 41-1513 (490 amino acids)
Biological process (GO): proteolysis
Molecular function (GO): serine-type endopeptidase activity
Source: RefSeq, a predicted model, not a curated record